CGAACAACUGUGGUCGAGCCGUUGUCUCGUCGUCUUGUGUGAUUAUACUAAAGUGAUCUUAUACUUUUAUAUUGUUUGCAAAUGGCGGAAGAGGAGCAGGAAUACUAUGGUUAUUAUUACGGGGAGGAAGAUAAAGGAUUACUUGAUUCAGCAUGGGAAAAACAACAGAGAAAAACGUUUACCGCCUGGUGUAACUCUCAUCUGAGGAAAGUUGGUGGCCAAAUAGGUGAGCUUGAGGAAGAUCUGAAAGAUGGUGUGUUACUGCUCCAACUUUUGGAGUGCCUUUCUGGUGAAAAGCUACCCAAAGCAGAAAAAGGAAGGCUACGAUUUCAUCGCAUCGCAAACGUAAACAAAGCGCUUGAUUUCGUGGCAUCCAAAGGAGUUAAACUAGUCUCCAUUGGCGCUGAAGAAAUUGUGGAUGGCAACCCUAAGAUGACAUUGGGGAUGAUCUGGACAAUUAUUCUGCGGUUUGCUAUUCAAGAUAUUGCGAUCGAAGAUAUGUUUGCAAAAGAUGGGUUAUUGUUGUGGUGCCAAAGAAAGACAGCCCCAUAUAAGAAUGUCAAAGUACAAAAUUUCCACUACAGUUUUAAAGAUGGUCUUGCAUUUUGCGCCUUGAUUCAUCGCCAUAGACCCGAUCUUAUCAAUUAUGACUCUCUUCGAAAGGAUGACCCCUAUACCAAUCUGAACACUGCUUUCAAUGUAGCUGAGCAAUAUCUAGACAUCCCUAAAAUGUUGGAUCCUGAAGAUAUGGUUGAGAAUGAGAAACCUGAUGAGCGUGCAGUCAUGACAUAUGUAUCUUCAUACUACCAUGCUCUGACAAGCUCACAGCAGGCCGACACAGCUGCCAAGAGAAUUGGAAAAGUCUUAAACAUCAACAGAGACAAUGAAAAGAUGAUGGAGGAUUAUGAAGGKCUGGCUAGCAAUCUUCUGGAUUGGAUAAACCAAAAACUUCCUCAGAUGGAAAGUAGAGAAACUGAUGGCACUCUAGCUGAUAUGCAGAGAAAACUUGAAGACCUCAGAAACUACAGAAAAGGAGAAAAACCACCCAAAGCUGAAGACAAAGGUACCUUGGAAACUAACUUCAACACCCUGCAGACAAAACUAAGGUUGAGCAACAGACCUGCAUUCCUGCCUUCUGAGGGAAAGAUGAUCAAYGAYAUUAAUGACGCAUGGGGAAGGCUAGAGAAUGCUGAGAAAGAUUAUGAAGACUGGCUUUUAAUUGAAAUGAGGAGAAUGGAGAGACUUGAUCAUUUAGCUGAGAAGUUUAGACACAAGUGUAAUAUCCAUGAGCAGUGGACUCACGGCAAGGAUGAGUAUCUUUCACGAGAUGACUACUCCAAUGCUUCCCUGAGUGACAUUUUGGCCAUGAAGAAGAAGCAUGAGGCUUUUGAAACAGACCUGGCUGCUCAUCAAGACAGAGUAGAGCAAAUAAAUGCCAUUGCUGAGGAGCUUGCCUCAUUGGAGUAUAGUAAAAUUGAUGAAGUUCAAAAGCGCCGACAGAACAUCUGCCAGAACUGGGAUUACCUUGGUGAACUAACCAUGGCUCGUCUUCAGAAGCUCGAGGAAAUUCAGCAACGUCUUGAAGAGCUUGACAACCUUCGUUUGGAGUUUGCCAAAAAGGCAGCUCCUUUCAAUAAUUGGCUAGAAGGAGCAAGAGAAGAUUUAAUGGAUAUGUUUAUUGUUCAUACUAUUGAGGAGGUUCAGGAACUUCAAGAAGCUCACGAGACAUUCAAAGCCAACAUGCCUGCUGCCGAAGAGGAAUUCAACUCUAUCAUGGAUCUUGCUGACCAAAUAAAGCAAUUGAGCAGCCAAGAAAAUCCCUACACCUCUCUAACGUCUGAAGACAUUGAAACAGCAUGGCACGAAGUACUCAGGCUUGUUCCAAAGCGAGACAACUCGUUGCGAGAAGAAAAAACUAAACAAGAACACAAUGAAAGACUUCGUAUUCAAUUCGCCAAGAAAGCCAAUGUUGUUGGUCCUUGGAUUGAGCAAGAAAAGGAGAGACUUCGAAAUAUUGGUUUUAAUAUGACAGGAACACUCGAGAAAAAUCUUCAAAUUCUAAAAGAACAAGAGGAAAUUCUCUCUCAAUACAAGCCAAACAUCGAAGAACUCGAGCUCAUUAACCAGCAAGUACAAACAGCUUUGAUAUUUGAGAAUCCACAUACACACUACACAAUGGAGGAUCUCCGAGUACGCUGGGAGCAACUUCUCACAGGAACAGCUAUGAGUAUCAACGAGGUGGAGAACCAGAUCUUGACUCGAGAUUCCAAGGGAAUUACUGAAGACCAAAUGAACGAGUUCCGUGCAUCGUUUAACUUCUUUGACAAGGAUGAAAAUGGCAAACUGGAACCCAAUGAAUUCAAACAAUGUCUCGUCAGCUUAGGAUACAGCUUAAAGGAAGGAGAAAAGGGUGACAAAGAAUUCGAGCGCUUGAUGAGAAUUGUCGAUCCAAACAACACGAAGAAAGUUACAUUCCAAGCGUUCGUCGACUUCAUGACAAGAGAGACCGCUGACACAGACACUGCUGAGCAAGUAAUGGAAUCUUUCAGGAUUUUGGCUGGCGACAAGCCUUACAUCACUGCGGACGAACUGCGCAGAGAAUUACCUCCCGACCAAGCAGACUACUGCAUCGCACGCAUGGCUCCCUACGAAGGCAGAGAUGCUGUCCCUGGUGCGCUSGAUUACAUGUCCUUCUCCACAGCACUUUAUGGAGAAAGCGACCUCUAAUAAUAUAGUAAUAAUAUCUAAUACUUAUCAAGAUUUUUGUAUGGUUAUGUAGGGGUGAACGAUGUUAAUGGAAAAGUAGGAUUGAUAUUUUUAAAGACUAAUUCCUUUAGAGCUAUCGGAUGUGACUUCGCUUAGUACUUGUAAAAACGACUUUCGAUAGAGAAAGUGACAUUUCUUCCGCACAAAACAAACUAGCUUAUUUUAGUAGAAAAAUAUAUUGUUUCAUCUCUAUAUUAUGCAACAAAGUCGUCUGCUGAGGAGAAGAAUAUUUUUGCAAAUUGAUAGGACGUCCCGGCCAUGUCACCAAAUGAAAGUUCACAAAGCAAAAGAAAAAACACCCACAUUUUACUAGAAAAAAUCAUGUAGUUUCCACUGUUUUCGUAAGAUUUUCAAUUCCUUACAAUCGAAAAWAUAUACUGUUUAAUGAAUUUCGUUGGAAAGAGUUUUGCAAGUUUUUUGCAAGAUCACGUAAUUUAACAKAGUCUCUCGCACCCUUGACCACAGCAAAAUAAACACCUCGUUUUUGUUAAUUCUUCAAGCUAAAGGAGAUCCAGUAGCCCAUACAUGUGAAUUAGAAAAAAUAUAGCUUUUGUAAUAAAAUUGAACUAACCUGCUGUAGCUAAACAUUAACUGAGUUUUAUAGAUAUAUUUGGUUGAAGUUUACUCCRUGUAUCCCAUGAUGCUUUGUAUUUAGUAUAUAGCGUGAUUGUAAAGUUAAUUGCCCUCAUACUUUUCCCAAAAUGUAGUGUUUAAACUCGAUAAGAAAUGAAUAAUUUUAAUAAAUAAAUAUGACUGUUUUAWGUUA
Molecule: messenger RNA, 3532 nt
Organism: Exaiptasia diaphana
Lineage: Eukaryota; Metazoa; Cnidaria; Anthozoa; Actiniaria; Aiptasiidae
Product: alpha-actinin-1
Exons: 25
Coding region: 82-2727 (881 amino acids)
Biological process (GO): actin cytoskeleton organization; muscle cell development
Cellular component (GO): Z disc; plasma membrane; cell junction
Molecular function (GO): actin filament binding; calcium ion binding
Source: RefSeq, a predicted model, not a curated record